AUGAUAUCACUGACAAACAACCGAGGCCCUAUACUCAACGUUGCUAUGUGGGUCAUGCUUGUACCAACAGCAAUGAUGGUGAUGGUCAAAAUAUAUACCAAAUUUCACACUGUGAAGACAAUCAAGGCAGAUGAUGUUUUCAUCAAUAUGGCUUUUGUAUGUUACUGUAGCCGCUCUGGAAUAUCGCAUGAAAUCCUGAGUAAUUUACCUCUCACAAGCUAAUGCGUGUUUAGCUCACUGCAAUUGCGCAGUCAAUUGCUAUAACUCAGGAGGUCAAGUUUGGCCUCGGACAAAAAAGGAAUGUAGUGGAUAGCGGAAAUUUGAACAAACUUCUGAUAGUGAGUGUGCUUCCUUUUUCUAUCCCAGUGAAAAACUUCUUGAAUGUAGCCUCGUCUCGCUUAAUUAUCGGGAUACUCAAACAUUGCUAACUUACUGUUCAGGCCCAGUAUAUGUCCAAUGUGUUCUAUGCUAUAAGUAUUUAUACAGCGAAAAUCUCUACAGCCUUCUUUUUCAAAACUCUCUGCAAAGAUAAUACUUCAAGAAAGGUUGUUAAAAGCACAAUAUGGGCGUUAGCAAUCUGGCUCUUAGUUAGUGUAGUCACACUCCUCGCUCAAUGCCAUCUCCCCCGUCCUUGGGAUAGUUUUGGUAAAACGUGUAUCAACUUGGUACGUAAUUUCCAUAUCAUCCUUCCUGUGCUGGAAAAACUUCCCCUGUCAUUUUGAACAACACCUGGUGUUUGUGCUGAUUUUGAGUCCAGAAAGCAUUUUGGACUGUUAGCCUGGCUGUGGAUGUUACCACACAGGUCAUCCUAGCGUUUUUACCAACAUACCUCCUAAGUGGACUCCAAAUUUCCAACAAAUCGAAUAAAUGGCUUGUAAUCGCUGUCUUCAUUCCGAACCUGUUGUAAGUUCUGACAAUCCCUACACUAAACAAAUCUUGGAGAAGCUAAAUAAUCACGACAGCGUUAUGCCUCUGGCUGUAUUCAGACUACUCUUCCUUUUUCAUGCCAUGAAUAGUGAAGACUUCACAUGGGAAUCUUUCCACUUCGGCAUCUUUACCAGUUUCCAUCCCUUCGUUGCAAUAAUGGUCACCUCUCUUCCAUUCAUCAAGCCCGUCCUGGACAGUCUCAUUCUCCAACCAUACCUAAUCGCAGUCGAAGAACCCCAAUCAAUCAUUCCCGGUUAUUCCAAAGGGGUUUCAUGGGCACAACGCAUGCUCAAUAGUGGCUCAGCUCGGUCUCAAAAGGUUCUUAAGGGCUCCAAUUCUACUGGGGGUCGGAAUGAUAGCUCCUUACACUGGCCAUAUACUCAGCGACAAGAAGAGGACUCGAUAGAUCCCGCUAAUCAGCAGCAAUUCAAAUUGGGAGAUUAUAGGGUGAAGGUGGAGGGAGACAGAAAUAGUACUGGGGACCCAGAGGCGAAUAGAAUCGAGACAGCGGGGAGAAUGGUGAUACGGCAGACGAAAACUGCUACCAUUGAGACCAAAUAG
Messenger RNA from Hymenoscyphus albidus, 1488 nucleotides. NCBI's taxonomy places the organism in Eukaryota, Fungi, Ascomycota, Leotiomycetes, Helotiales, Helotiaceae. The record is from the annotation of a GenBank genome assembly.